This is a messenger RNA of Diuraphis noxia (Russian wheat aphid), 1235 nucleotides long. RefSeq lists its product as uncharacterized. NCBI's taxonomy places the organism in Eukaryota, Metazoa, Arthropoda, Insecta, Hemiptera, Aphididae. The record is from RefSeq and is a predicted model, not a curated record.
UUAAUAUUAAAUGUUGUUGAUAUAGUUUUCCUGCGUAAAGCAACCAUUAAACGUCCACACUUCCACAGCAGCCGGCCGGAUGACGUCUGGCGACGAUCAGUUACGACCGAUCGGCUCGACGAGUUGUCCGCCAGCCACCAGACGCACGCUGCACUCGUCGUCGUCGGCCGUGAGGAAAGUCGACGACGGCGUCUCCGUGUGGGGCGUAACGGUCCGUUCCAACUGUCAGAUCGCCUUGCCCGUCUUCGGCACACUGUUCCUGGUCGUCGGCAUAGUGCUCACAGUUAUAUCUUAUGGCUGGGUAACUGGAGGUGUCGAUGACGACUCGAAACGUAAGUUCUACUCGAAAUCUGACAACGGACGAUUGUUGGGACCCAUAUGUUUGGUCAUGUCGAUCAUAAUGUUCAUUGCAACAGCAGUGCUCCGGACAAUUAGCACUAACGCCCGUUUCCGACAAACUCGUGUUGGAUUUCACUGUCCCGUCCAUGGUGACUUCUUUCCAAUCAGUCCUGGACCCGAUCCGAGGAAAUUCUCCUUUUCUACAGAAAACAUUGACAAAGACCCGUGGACAUGCAACUGUUUGAAUCGAUCGAAAGCAGACUCACAGGAAACAUUGGCUGUCGAAGACUUUCCUCCGCAAUGUCCACACAACGGUGCGCACGGGAGCACCACCAGGAGUCCGAGUCCCGUGUCCACAUGUCCGACUCCGAAACCGUUUUUGAUAUUCACUGAUUCCGCCCAUGGUGCUUGCAAGGAACUUUACAGUGGAAAUACUCUAUUCCCGGAUGAACCGUUUGGAUCGAUCCGAUCUCUGUCGGUUCCCAACGACAACCUGACAGUGGCGUGUUUUCCCGUCGACCGCUCGUCCGAACAGUAUUUGAAUGUGCCCGAAGAUGCUUGGUCCCACAAGAGAUUGAGUUGUCCGAGUCUGCCAUCGGCGGGAGAUGAAUUUCCACAGCCGGUUCACAAGCCUCUGACACCACAGGUUGUAAAGGUAACGCGUGAAAUUAAAUUCGUCACGCCUGCGGACAAGAACCCAUGAGUAUUUAUCAUCUAUAACCAUGUCAAAUAUUCCUGAUGCUGUUCAGAUCGACAACGAUUUAUAAACAUAUUUUAUGAAUUCAAUUGUUUGCGACUCUUAGAAAUGUGAUAAAUCUAUAGUUAAUUAUAGGCAUUUACAUUAAGUCUAAGUGUCAGUUUUUUCUACACAGAAUAUUGUAUGAUAUUUAAACUAA